Syngnathus typhle (broad-nosed pipefish) is the source of this 2158-nucleotide messenger RNA. Its product is annotated as receptor for retinol uptake stra6-like. The transcript is spliced from 17 exons. Gene Ontology annotation, cellular component: plasma membrane. Gene Ontology annotation, molecular function: retinol transmembrane transporter activity; signaling receptor activity. The record is from RefSeq and is a predicted model, not a curated record. NCBI's taxonomy places the organism in Eukaryota, Metazoa, Chordata, Actinopteri, Syngnathiformes, Syngnathidae. Gene Ontology annotation, biological process: vitamin A import into cell.
UCGCAUCAACGGAUCCGACCCGCUGAAUUGAAAGCGGAACGGGAGCUUUAUUGGACUUCACCAAGCAGGCGCAAUGAACCACAGCAAGGAUGAAUCUGAACCUUUUGAAUAUUCGUAUUAUGAUUAUUCAGACUGGUAUUCUAAUAACCCAGAGCCUACAAAACCUCCCAAAGAAGUCAUUUUACCGUGUGACCCAACGGCCAAUGAUGCAAUUUUUCACAUAUGCAUACUCUCGGCGUCUCUGGUGAUUCUGCUAAUUCUGGCAGUUCUAACCAGGAGAAACAAACUCUGCCAGGGAUUCACAAGAGGAUCGUCCAGUAUCUUGAGUCCAACCAACUUCCUGGACCAGACACAGAGCAAAGGUGUGGCGAUGGCAGUCUUUGGACUUCUGUUCAGCAAACUGGCCGUGCUGGUGAUUGCGCCCGAUCCGUUGCCCUUCUCCAAGGACACUCCGGCUGAAAUCAAAGAGUUCAUGAAGAUAACAGCCAUCUUCUACUAUCCGGUUCUCUACUACCCUCUGAUGGUUUGUAGCACUCUACAGCAUAAGGCCGGUUAUGCGUUUGGGGUUUUACUCUCCGGCGGCCAUUUUGGUGUCCAGUUGUGGCAAAAAUUGGACUGCCCAAAGACUCCAGAGCUGUAUAAGUUCUAUUCUUUGCUAGCAGCUUUGCCUCAGCUAGCUUGCCUGGCGUAUCUUUGCGUCCACUUUGCUUUGCUGUUUAUCAGAGGAACAAAGACUGAAGAGGACCUGGAUAGCUGUUACUACAGUGACUAUGUAAAAGGUCUUCUCAAAAAGAAGAAGCCAGCAGCAAUCAGUUCGUCCUCAUCCGACAAAGCAACACUGGUGAGGAGAGUGCUGGAUGUGGCUAAGAGUUAUAUUUAUAUCCCAGAAAAAGUGUUUCGUUUUCCUCUAAAAUUGGCUGUGUCAGUCUUUGUGGCUUUGGUGGCCAUCUACCAUGUGAGUGAGCUAACAUCAUGACACAUUUCUCUAUAAUGUUACUUGGGAUUAAAAACAGCCCUUUUAUUAGUUGUAUUGGUUGUCCCAACUCUUCAUAUUGUCCGUGCCGGUAUUGAUGAGAACAUCGCCUUCCUCUUACUGGGAUUUGGGAUUAUCCUCUCUGAUGAUAGAAUGGAGGUUGUCAAAAUUGUCACUUUCUAUACUUGGCUGCUGGAAGUCUGCUACCUUUGUGCAAUGACCCUGUCUUGCAUGGUCAGUCUGGUCAUGCUCAUGAGGACCAUGGUGCUUCACAGGUCCAACCUGAGGGGACUGUACAAGGGAGACAUUUACAACCUCUACAAGAGCCAGAAGAACCUCCGUCCAUCGAAAUCUGGUGUUGUCUGUUGGAUGGGCUUGACUGGAUACCAAGCUGCAAUUGUCUGUCUGGGUAUGGUGAUCCAGACUGUGGUGUUUUUCAUCUGCUUCUUGUUCCUGGUCUUCCUUAUUAUCAUCCCCAUCUUCCACGGACGUAACCUAAUGGCCUUUGAGAUUGCUGGCAAGGCUUGGCCUGCGUGGGUCACAAUCACCUUGAUCACGGUGCUUCAACACGUCGUUGCCAAAUUUUUCUUUGUCAAAAAAGACGCCGGCACCAGAGACUUAAAUAACAGGGAGAGUUUGUUCCUUCUGACGUACCUGCUGUUCCUCAUCAACACCGUGGUGGGGCUGAUAGUGGCCAUAUGGCGAAUGGUCAUCACGGCGUUGUAUAACAUUUUACAUCUCGGCCGGGUCGACAUCAGUCUACUGCACCGUACUGCCGAAUCCUACGACCCAGCAUAUCACUACUACACACACUUUCUGAAGGUGGAGGUAAGCCAGACACAUCCGGUGAUGAAAGCUUUCUGCGGGCUACUAUUGGACUUGAUCGUCGAAGGUGGCCGAGUGGGCCAGAAAAUACGAGAAGCCGAGGAAGGGAUCCAGGAGAGCUCGCAAAGCAAGCCGACCAGCAGUCGUAGGAUUCGUUCUCGCUGGCAGCUGGUGUACACGCUGGUCAACAAUCCCUCCCUGCUGGGCUCCAGGAAGCACUUCCAGACAACGCAGAGUUUGGAGGGCGUCCUCAACGGCAGCCCAAAGCGUAGCAAGCAGACAAGCAGCAAGAGGGAAGCAGUCAAGACGCCGUCCGCUGAGCCCGUUCUUCCCAGUGAGAAGCAAGAUAAAUCUGAUUGA